UUUAUUCCUAUUGUAAUUGCUAUUUGAUGAUUGCAAUAUGGACUAACCCCCAUAGCAAGCAGCAAGCUGUGAAGGAAAGAGCUAACAGGUUGUAUAGGCCCUUUCAGUAUAAGGAGCUAUUGGACAGAGAUUGGAAGAAUAACCGACGCAAUGCAAGGGGUUUUCAAUGAUGUUGCUCAGACUCUCCUGCUGAGGAAGAUUAGAAGUUUGGUCCCUAUCGACUUCUGGAAGGAAGUAAAAGACCUUUUCCAAUUGGCCGGGCCAGUGAUUUUGUCACAGCUCAUGGUCUUUCUCAUCGGCAUUGUCAGCUCCAUAUUUUGUGGACACUUAGGGAAAGUUGAGCUGGACGCCGUUUGUCUUGCUACAGCAGUGAUAAACGUCUCAGGUAUCUCUGUAGGUGCUGGGCUCGCUUCUGCAUGUGACACCUUCAUAUCCCAGACGUACGGCAGUAAGAACCUGAAGCGAAUCGGAGUGAUUCUCCAACGAGGGAUCCUCAUUCUCCUGAUCGCCUGCUUUCCCUGCUGGGUUCUCUUCAUAAACACUGAACACAUCCUGUUGGCUUUGAAACAGUCUCCUGCAGUAGCCAGGUUAACCCAGCAGUAUGUAUGGAUUUUCAUCCCUGGCCUUCCUGCAACUUUUCUUUAUCAGUUAGAGAUCAAAUACCUUCAGAACCAGGGAAUUAUUUGGCCACAGAUUUUGACUGGUCUCAUUGCCAACAUCUUCAACGCUGUAGUAAAUUACUUCAUGCUGUACGUGCUAACACUGGGAGUACUGGGCUCAGCUGCUGCCAAUGUUGUCUCUCAGUACUGUCAAUUUAUCCUCCUACUUGUGUACAUUCGAUGGAAGAAGCUGUAUGUUGGAACAUGGACAGGAUGGUCUGUUGACUGCCUGCAGGAGUGGGGCAGCUUUGUACGACUGGCAAUUCCCAGCAUGCUCAUGCUGUGUAUCGAAUGGUGGACUUACGAGAUUGGAACCUUCCUAGCAGGACUAAUUAGUCAAGUUGAACUCGGAGCACAGUCUGUAAUUUAUCAAGUGCUGACAGCAGCUUACAUGAUCCCGCUGGGAUGUAGUGUAGCUGCAAGCGUCCGUGUGGGUAAUGCACUGGGUGCAAAGAAUCCAGAAAAAGCUAAAACGUCUGCUACAGUUGCCCUGUGUUUUGUUGGGUGCUGUUCCUUGCUGAUUGCAUUGACCGUGGGAGCUUCAAGAAGUGUGCUAGGUUACAUCUUCACCACUGAAAAAGAUAUCAUCCAGUUAGUUUCACGUGUUGACCCAGUCAUUGCUACUUUCCAUUGGUUCGAAGCCAUAGCUACUGUAAGUGGCGGAGUAUUAAGAGGAGUUGGGAAGCAAAAACUGGGAGCAAUUGGAAACCUGGUGGGUUUCUACUCCAUUGGGUUUCCCCUUGGCGUCACACUGAUGUUUGCUGCACAUCUUGGUAUCCUAGGUCUCUGGUCUGGACUGUUCAUUUGUGUGGUUGUGCAAACUGUUUUCUUUUUAAUUGUGAUUUCAAGAAUGAACUGGAACAAAGCAUCUGAUCAGGCGAUGGUUAAUGCAGGUGUGAAGAUAAACAUAGACACCCCUUGCACUACAUCUAAUCCGCAGACUGAGGAUCUUUCAACAGGUCAAUGUACACAGGACCGCACUAUCAUUGUGUUGACCAAUCUCAGCCAAGCAGAAAUUAGCACAGACACAGAACAACUAAGAGAAGAUAGCUCUGCACUAGAAAUUGGAGUUACCACAGUCGGAGAAAUCCUGUCCAUGAAACAACUGAUCAUUCGCCGUGGGCUAGCCUUCCUUUCAGGACCCGUGAUCCUGGCCAUUGGACUUGUGAUACAAUUCACUGUUUCAAAGCAAACAUAGAGCCUUGACGAAUUUAGAAGAGAAAAGCAGGGCUGAAGAUGACAUUCUGCAGCAUGAGGAAGAGCCAGUGGACAACAAGAUAGCACCGUUAACAUGGGACAUCAGUUGCUGCAGGGAAAUCCCAGUCUCCUGCCAACUAUUUAAGAAAACAUCCUUGGCAGCGUACAAGUAUCUGACAGACCGUUGACAAUUCAGUUGCAACCUAAGCACCCCUCCUCCCAAACUCUGAAUGAACCAAGAGUAAGUGGUUUAUCAUGUCCAGAACUCCUAAACCACAAUGGUUUCCAAGCAACCAUUAAAUUGAACAUCAUCGGCAGUAACUAUUGACAGAUGACAGUCUGAGAAAAGCAGAGGAACGCAAAUUUGGUUGUUCUUGAUUUCUCUUUAAAUAUAUUUCAAAGCUUUGAACCCAGCAUUUGUUUCAGGGUGCCAUGUCCACUUUGUAGAUAUCUAACAGCAGAUCCAAAGAAAUGCAGUUGUGCGAUCUAACACGAUUGAUGCACUUCAUCGAUAUUAACAAGUUUCCUACGCCCUUGCUCACUGUUAGGUCAAGUGAUGCACUCCACCAUGUAACACACUUCGUAUUACUCUGUUGCGUACAUGGAGCUGGCCUCUUUGGUCCACACAGUCCAAAUCCUGUAGAUGCUGAGAUCAACUAUCUUGCAGUUGAUUAGCGAUUUUGGCAGAUUGCCAGGUGUGUGAAUGGCACAAAGUAACUCUGUAGGAGGAUCUGGAACUUCCAACUCUCUUGAGUUAGAAGCAAUGCACAGAUGGGCUCGCACCAAGAAAUUACUUUACAGUACUUAGGAAGCCUUUACAGCACAAAUGUAGCAGUCUGAAGAAGAUAAAGGUUGUUCUUCUAAAUAUUGGACGAAUGGGUCAGAAUAUUACUGAGGAAAUGUGCUUACCUUAGCAUUAGUAUUGCCUUAUCGCUGAGAAUGAUGCUGUUUGUGUAUUUUAGGGCAUUCCCUGCCAGGAAUCAUUGUGUAAAGCCUGUAGUAAAUUAAUUCAACAAUUAAUUAAAAUAACUCCCUGUGCGAAUGCGGUUCACAUUCGUGCUUCUCAGGGAUUUACACAUACGCUACAAUUAUUGAGUGCAGACUGGAAUUUUCUUUUGUAAUAAUUCUUGCUUCAAACCAUUGGAUUAUAGCUGCUGCCAAAGUACCAAUGUAUUGCAGUGCUUUAUGGUUCAUUUCUACAAAAAUCAUGUAUUAUUACAAAAAAAAGUUUGAGUGAAUGUUACUGACCAUAUUGCAAUAAGAGAACAAAUAAAGCCAAGUCUUUGCUGAUCAAA
This is a messenger RNA of Stegostoma tigrinum, 3151 nucleotides long. RefSeq names its product multidrug and toxin extrusion protein 1-like. The record is from RefSeq and is a predicted model, not a curated record. NCBI's taxonomy places the organism in Eukaryota, Metazoa, Chordata, Chondrichthyes, Orectolobiformes, Stegostomatidae. Gene Ontology annotation, biological process: xenobiotic detoxification by transmembrane export across the plasma membrane. Bases 151 to 1857 code for a protein of 568 amino acids. Gene Ontology annotation, cellular component: membrane. Gene Ontology annotation, molecular function: xenobiotic transmembrane transporter activity; antiporter activity. The transcript is spliced from 18 exons.